AUGGGGGAGGGGGUGUUGGCCGACACACAAGAAGAAGGACGUGUGCUCUGUGAGGACCAACACACUGACCUUCUCCACGCCCUGUGUCUCCAGGUCACCCAGGUGCCCAUCGAGUCGUGUGAGCAGUACGGGACGUGUGGAGAGUGCCUGAGCUCCGGGGACCCCCACUGCGGCUGGUGUGUCCUGCACAACAUGUGUUCCCAGAGGAGCCGCUGCGAACGCGCCGAUGAGCCUUACCGAUUCGCCGCCGCUCUCAGCCAAUGUGUGAGGGCCACCGUCUACCCGGACAGCAUUGCCGUGUCAGAGCCCAGCGUGCCCCUGCUGGUCAGAGUGAGCGACGUCCCCGACCUGUCGGCCGGCAUCAGCUGCUCCUUCGGCAACCUGACGGAGUCGGAGGGCAAGGUCAGCGGGAACCAGAUCCUCUGUGUCUCCCCUGCCGCCAAGGACGUGCCCGCCAUCCCCGCCGACCAAGAUUGGUCCGGUGUGGAGCUGAGGCUCAACUCCAAGGAGACGGGUCAGAUGCUGAUCAGCACAGAGGUCAAAUUCUACAACUGUAGCGUCCACCAACUGUGUCUGUCAUGUGUGAACAGUGCCUUCCGCUGCCACUGGUGCAAGUACCGCAACCUGUGCACCCACGACCCGUCCAGCUGCUCCUUCCAGGAGGGACGAGUCAACGCCUCGGAGGACUGUCCUCAGCUGGUGCGCUCCGAGGACAUCCUGAUCCCGGCCGGGGAGGUGAAGCCCAUCACGCUGAAGGCCCGGAACCUGCCCCAGCCCCAGUCGGGCCAGCGCGGCUACGAGUGUGUGCUCCACAUCCAGGGGGUCAGCCACCGCGUCACCGCGCUGCGCUUCAACAGCUCCAGCGUGCAGUGCCAGAACAGCUCGUAUCUCUAUGAAGGCAUGAAGAUCAGUGAGCUGCCUGUGGAUUUCUCAGUGGUGUGGAGAAACUUUAUAAUCGAUAACCCAGAGAACAUCCAAGUGCACCUCUACAAGUGCGCGGCGCAGCGCGACAGCUGCGGCAUGUGUCUGAAGGCGGAGCGCAAGUUCCAGUGUGGCUGGUGCAGCGGCGAGGGACGGUGCACCCUCGGCACCCGCUGGCUGCACCUGGCCAGCAGGAACGUCAAGUGCACCAACCCCCGCAUCACCGAGGUGACGCCGGUGGCCGGACCUCCCGAGGGGGGGACGAGGGUGACCAUCCAUGGGAUGAAUCUGGGUCUGUCCUUCGCGGACAUGGUGGGCAACGUGGAGGUGGCCGGCGUGAGGUGUGCCCCAGUGGAGGAGGGCUACAUCAUCGCUGAACAGAUCGUGUGUGAGAUGGACCCCGCCCCGCCAGAGAGCCGGCCCGGACCCAUCCAGUUGUGUGUGGGGGAGUGCCGGCCAGAGCUGAAGACCCGCUCUUCUCAACUCUACUCUUUCGUGAUGCCCUCGGUCACAGGCCUUACUCCCAGCAGAGGUCCAGAGUCCGGCGGGACCAAAGUGACCAUCCUGGGGGACAACCUGGGGGCCGGCAGCAACGUCAGCGUGCAGUUUGGCAACCAGACCUGCGAGUUCUACGGCCGCACCAUGACGGAGAUCGUGUGCUACUCCGCCCCCUCCCAGGCGGGGGUGGGCCCGGUGCAGAUCAGCGUGAGCGUGGACCGCGCCCAGGUCCGGGAGAGCCUGAGCUUCGAGUACAUCGAGGACCCCACCGUGGCACGCAUCGAGCCUGAGUGGAGCAUCGCCAGUGGCCACACCCCCCUGACGGUGACCGGGACCAACCUGGACGUGGUCCAGGAGCCCCGCAUCCGGGUGAAGUACGGCGGCCGGGAGUCUGUCAACGUGUGCAAGGUGGUCAACAGCACCUGCAUGAGCUGCCUGGCCCCCUCCCUGAUGGGGGGACUACGCCCUGGCCCGGACACGGUGAAGCACGCCGACGAGUUUGGCUUCGUGUUCAACAACGUGCAGGCGCUGCUGGUGUACAACAGCACCAGCUUCCUCUACUACCCCAACCCCUACUUCGAGCCCCUCAGCUCCACCGGGGUCCUGGAGCAGAAGCCCGGCUCGCCCAUCAUCCUCAAGGGCAGGAACCUGGUGCCCCCCGCCACGGGCGGCGUGAAGCUGAACUACACGGUGCUGAUCGGGGACACGCCCUGCUCCGUCACCCUGUCAGAGAGCCAGCUGCUGUGUGAGCCCCCCAACCUGACGGGGCAGUACAAAGUGAUGGUCCAGGUGGGCGGUCUGCAUGUGUCGCCGGGCGCGGUCAACAUCCUGUCCGACAGCCUGCUCACGCUGCCGGCCAUCGUCAGCAUCGCGGCGGGCGGGGGCCUCCUCCUCAUCAUCGUCAUCCUCGUGCUCAUCGCCUACAAGCGCAAGUCCCGCUAGAACGACCUGACGCUGAAGCUGCAGAUGCAGAUGGACAACCUGGAGUCCCGUGUGGCCCUGGAGUGCAAAGAAGCCUUUGCGGAGCUUCAGACGGACAUCAACGAGUUGACCAGCGACCUGGACCGAGCCGGCAUCCCCCACCUCGACUACCGCACCUACGCCAUGAGGGUGCUUUUCCCUGGGAUAGAGGACCACCCCGUCCUACGAGAGCUGGAGGUACGGUAUCCAAGACAAGAGUCACACCCGCCGGCCAGAGAGAUAUAGAGAGAGAGAGAGAGAGAGAGAGAGAGAGAGAGAGAGAGAGAGAGAGAGAGAGAGAGAGAGAGAGAGAGAGAGAAAGAGAGAGAGAUUGGGUUCGAUCAGCUCCUACAAAGUGUCCCACCUCACGACAUAACCUCUGUGAGCUGCGCUCAGCCGAGGGAGAGAUGGAGAGCAAUGUGCCACUCAGUCUCUCCUAACCACACAUCACCUCAUCACCCCCCCCCCCCCCCCCCAG
Messenger RNA from Gadus macrocephalus (Pacific cod), 2857 nucleotides. RefSeq names its product plexin A2 (gene plxna2). Gene Ontology annotation, biological process: regulation of cell shape; positive regulation of axonogenesis; regulation of GTPase activity. Gene Ontology annotation, molecular function: semaphorin receptor activity. Lineage: Eukaryota; Metazoa; Chordata; Actinopteri; Gadiformes; Gadidae. Gene Ontology annotation, cellular component: semaphorin receptor complex. The record is from RefSeq and is a predicted model, not a curated record.